Messenger RNA from Sphaeroforma arctica JP610, 735 nucleotides. RefSeq lists its product as hypothetical. The record is from RefSeq and is a predicted model, not a curated record. The transcript is spliced from 2 exons. Bases 1 to 735 code for a protein of 244 amino acids. Lineage: Eukaryota; Ichthyosporea; Ichthyophonida.
AUGGUCAACAAGAUGAAUACCCUUCUCCUUCCUUUGGCCGCAUGUGCUGUUGUUCAGAGUGUUCCUACUACAACUUCAAUAAAAGAAGUUACCCCUAUUCCUAGUGGUGUCACUUGGUCCCUUAUGGCGUGGGGUGGCGAAGAUGACGAGAAAGGUUAUGUCAUCGAUGUAGAUGUGUUUGAAACUAGUGAAGAGAGGAUAGCGCAGCUUAAGGAUGAUAGUCAUUAUGGACUAUGUUACAUAGAUGUUGGUACCGCUGAAAAGUGGAGGCCCGAUUACGAACAGCUCAAGCCCUACACGGUGGGCAAGCCACAAUACGAGGAGGAAGACUGGAUGGAUAUUGAAAUAUUAGCGAAAGAUAAAGGAUGUGAUGGUGUAGAAAUUGACAACUCGGAUGCAUACGCAGCGCCGCUCGCCAUGAAAGACCGGUUUAAAAAGGAUUUAAUCUCCCGCGAGAUUGUAUACAUGCAAUGGCUUUCCAAUGCGGCUCAUGGACUAGGCAUGUCAAUUGGCCUCAAGAAUUCAAUGGAGAUCUCGAAAAACGUUCACCAAAUGUUUGAGUUUGCCAUCAAUAAAAGUUGCAACCAAUUUGAUGAAUGUAAGUAUUAUGCACCUUUCCAAGACGCAGGAAAAGCCAUAUUCAAUGUUGAGUAUAAAGGUGAACAAUGUAAAUCGGCCGCCAAGUGGGGUAUGACUAAAAAAUACGUCGAGCAAGGACAUCUGAUUAAUUGCUAA